AUCUUUGUCCGGGUAUAUACUUUUUUCUUGCUGUUUCAUCAGGUUCAUGGACAUUUCUCUUUCUUGACCCUCCUUGUUUUUAUUUCUCUUGUUAAGUUAAACCACCAUGUUAAAUGGCACUGGAGUCAAAAUCUUUACUGGGACAAGCCAUCCCGAGCUCGCGGAGAUUAUUGCACGACGCCUUGGUCUGUCCCUAGCCAAAGCUGAAGUGACAAAGAGCGGCAUUGGCGAGACGCAGGUGUGCAUCGCCGAGAGCGUGCGUGAAAACGAUGUAUACAUCAUCAACACCGGCUGCGGGGCGGUCAACACGGCGCUGAUGGAGCUUUGCAUUAUGAUCCACGCUUGCAAGAUUGCGAGUGCAAAACGCAUCACUGCGGUCGUGCCGCUGUUCCCGUACGCUCGGCAAGACAAGAAGGACAAAAGUCGUGCUCCAAUUACUGCGAAACUCGUCGCAAACAUGUUACAAAAGUCGGGGUGUGAUCACGUCAUCACGAUGGACCUUCAUGCCUCACAAAUCCAAGGGUUCUUUGAUGUUCCCGUGGACAAGUGGCUGUACGCCGAGCCUUCAUCGAUCCAAUAUAUCCGCACGCAUUUUGACGUGAAGAACGUGGUGAUCGUUUCGCCCGAUGCUGGAGGUGCCAAGAGGGCGACGUCGAUUGCGGACCGACUGGCCGUCGACUUCGCACUGUUUCAUAAAGAGCGGAAAAAGGCGAAUGCAGUAUCUCGAAUGGUGUUAGUUGGACACGUCAAAGACAAAGUAGCGAUUUUGGUGGACGACAUGGCGGAUACGUGUGGAACGCUAUGUCUUGCAGCGCAGCAUCUUGCAGAGGCAGGGGCAUCAAAAAUCUAUGCGAUCGUGACACACGGAAUACUGAGUGGGAACGCGCUGAAGAAUGUGGAGGAGAGCGCGCUGGAAAAGCUGAUAGUGACGAAUACGUUGCCUCAAUCGGCAAACCAGGCCAAGUGCAGCAAAAUCGAAGUGAUCAAUAUCGGGCCAGUUCUCGGGGAGGUGAUCAGACGGAGUCACUAUGGGGAGAGCGUGUCGAAGCUAUUCCACGAGGUGCCAUACUGAUCUAAGGAGACGAUAUGAUAGAUAGACCAGUGGUGUACACAUAUGUACUUAGUGCUCAGUUUCGCCGUGAUUUAGACAUUGACAGACAUUGAUGGGGGAUUGGAUAUGUGUG
Pisolithus orientalis is the source of this 1184-nucleotide messenger RNA. Its product is annotated as phosphoribosyl pyrophosphokinase. Gene Ontology annotation, molecular function: magnesium ion binding; ribose phosphate diphosphokinase activity. The record is from RefSeq and is a predicted model, not a curated record. NCBI's taxonomy places the organism in Eukaryota, Fungi, Basidiomycota, Agaricomycetes, Boletales, Pisolithaceae. The transcript has 6 exons. Gene Ontology annotation, cellular component: cytoplasm; ribose phosphate diphosphokinase complex. The coding region runs from base 107 to 1072 and encodes 321 amino acids. Gene Ontology annotation, biological process: ribonucleoside monophosphate biosynthetic process; purine nucleotide biosynthetic process; 5-phosphoribose 1-diphosphate biosynthetic process.